Punica granatum (pomegranate) is the source of this 646-nucleotide messenger RNA. The record is from RefSeq and is a predicted model, not a curated record. NCBI's taxonomy places the organism in Eukaryota, Viridiplantae, Streptophyta, Magnoliopsida, Myrtales, Lythraceae.
GCCUGAUGGGCUUACUGAAUUUUGGCCCAUUUACUUUCACAAAUCCCGUCGAGCUCCAUCACUUCCUUCGUUCGUAUUCCGAGCUAUGAAGCUUCCUCCCAUGGCGGGUAGGCCCCAGAGCAGAGCAUCUCCAUGGAUUUGUAAAUUUACCGCCAUUCAUCGCUCGACUUCUGAAUUCGAUUGAAACUGGAGAUGGGUUUCCUGGUGACCACCCUAAUCUUCGUUGUGGUUGGUGUCGUUGCUUCUCUCUGUGCCAGAAUCUGCUGCGACGUGGGACCCUCCACUAAUUUGUUACGUCUCACAUUGAUUGUUACUGCCAUAUCAUGUUGUUGGAUGAUGUGGGCGAUUGUAUAUCUUGCGCAGAUGAAGCCACUCAUUGUCCCAAUCCUGAGCGAAGGGGAAUGAAGGCACAUGAUACAUUCGGUGCAUGCCAAGCCAAUGUACUUGUCUAAACACUAGCUCGGUCUCACGGACCAUUUGAUAGCUUCCCGUUAUGGGUGGAACUGCUGUAAUUCACAUUGGAGAAUCAUUCAGAUUAUAUGUAGUCAAGUAUAUGAGUUUACAUCUUGUUGCAUCAACAACAUAUUGUCAAAUACUCAAUAACAUACUGCAAUAUCAUGUCCGUGUUUACAUUGUUUUUAACAUA